Messenger RNA from Closterium sp. NIES-67, 4010 nucleotides. The record is from the annotation of a GenBank genome assembly. NCBI's taxonomy places the organism in Eukaryota, Viridiplantae, Streptophyta, Zygnematophyceae, Desmidiales, Closteriaceae.
CCUCAAAAGACUUGAGCGUUUCUGAAGUGUAACACUACACUCGAGGAAGACUACAAGGGGUACGCGAGUCAACGGAGGUUACACGAGGGGGCGGACAAAGAACACGAAGGGUCUGGGACUCAAAGGGUCGCAACUGGAGGUUGCGACUGACCGUUACAACAGCGCGGAUGGUAACCGAAGCGACAAUCGAGUCGCUGUGCGACUCGAUAAACCGCUACUGCAACUGUACUCUACAACUGUUUUCUUAUCUUCUAUAUAUUGCUGCACUACCCUACCUGAAUCGUCACUUGUCCUCGCCGGCAGCACCACCUGUCUGCUCGCCGUUACAGACGCAGCAUUAGUAUUUAAUCUGGCGGUAGCAGGCAUGGCAUUAGCUACCCAUCGGCUUAGCAACCUCCUCCAAAUCGCAAGCCAUCAACAACCGCACGCGCCAUCAUGGCAUCCGCCGGUGACCGUUCUCCCCGCGUCUCAAGCUCCCCUCUCCGCCGCGUCCCAGGCUCCCCUCUCCUCCGGCCGUUUCUCCUCGCCGCGGCGUGCGUCGCAUGCCUCCUACUCUCGCCGGACCGCCUGCCAGUAACGCGCGCCUCGCCGCAAGUGCCGUGGGACAGCUUCAAGCCGCCGUGCGGCGCGCCCCUCUCCGACCCUCCCCCAGGCGGCUUCAAGCUGUGGAGCGACCCCUCCACGUGGCCUGGCGGCGUGGUGCCAGGCCUGGGGGGCGCCAAGCGCGCCAAUGCCACCAUCCCCUGCGGGCAGGCCGUGCUGCUCAACGUGCCUGCUGUCGUGCUAACGACGCUCACUAUAAGGGGGAUGCUCAAGAUCGAGGACACUCCUUCGCGCCCGCUGGUGGCGGUGAAUGCGUCGUUUGUGAUCGUGGAGGGGCAGCUGCUGGUGGGCAGCAGCGCCAGGCACUUCUCCCAGAAGGCCGUCUUCACGCUCACGCCCAACCCCAACGGCCGCAACAACUACCUUUACACCGCCAAUGCGCCCGCCGAUGCCAGCAACCCCAGGAAUUUCGGCCACAAGGCCUUCGUUGUGGUGGGCGGGCAGGUGCGCCUGCAUGGGAUGCCUGGGGGCUCCUCCACGCCCUCGUGGUGCCGCCUGGCAGCGUCAGCGCGGGCAGGUGACCGCAGCAUCGUGGUGGACCAGGACGUGAGCGCGUGGCCCAAGGGCUUCCAUGUGGGGCUCUCUGCCACUGACUUCUACGCCGACGAGGUGGACGCUGCUGCCAUUGCCGAUGUCUCCCCCCUGCCCGGCGGCAAGUCGCGCAUCACGCUCACCCGGCCCCUGGCGUACAACCACUUUGGCGAGUUCGUCCCAGACGGGUUCGGCGGCACCAUCGACGAGCGCGGCAGCGUGGUGCUGCUGAACCGGACCGUGGUCAUCCGAGGGGAGGACGAGCGCGCCCCGACCCAGUGGGAGGGCGGCCACUUCAUGGUCUUCUUCACGCGGGCAGCCCAAAUGAUCGAAGGGGUGGAGUUCGCCCAGAUGGGGCAGCAGGGGCAGCUGGGGCGCUACAACAUCCACUUCCACCUGUGCGGGAACCAGGCGGGGCGCAGCGUGGUGCGGAAGAACGUGAUGCACGACAGCAAGCAGCGGUGUGUGGUGGUGCACGCCACGUUCAACCUCACGGUGGAGGAGAACGUGGCGUUCAACACGAGGGGGCACUGCUUCAUGGUGGAGGAGGGCGGCGAGCAGGGCAACAGCUUCAUCAGAAACGUCGGCAUCUGGACGCGCCCAGCGGUGGUGAAGAUCUCACCGGAGGAGACGGACGACGAGCCGUCCACGUUUUGGAUCAGCAACGCCAACAACAACUACAUUGGGAAUGUGGCGGCCGGGUCAGAGGACACCGGUUUCUGGCUGGAGCUGAGGGACGGAGUGAGGGGGCUGUCGCUGCAGUGGCCGCUGAUCAACAAGCUCAUUCCCCUCAGCUACCAUCGUGUCGGCACGUUCAAGGGCAACGUCGCCCACUCCUCUGGCAACGGCUUUCGGAACUACCCGGGGGGGUUCUAUCCGCGUUAUAAUGCGUCCACACUGGAUGAGGACGAGGACUAUUGGGAUAAUCCUGUGUGGGUGACUAUAUCGGAUUUCCUCCUCUUCAAGAAUUUCGAUUCAGGCGCGUUCAUCCACAACACGGACCACGUGGUGUUUGAGGGGUUCACAGCGGCGGACAACAUGUGGGGCGUGGAGAUGCACCUGGUGGAGGGCAUCGUGCUGCGCAACCUGAGGGCGGUGGGGCAGACCCGCAACUACGGCAACCCCGAGGACUGCACUGAGGACUAUGGCUGGGAGACCUGCGCCCCCGUCUCCGGCUGCAAAUUUCCAUUGGCAGAGAACCAGCAGGGGCGCAGUGUGGGGUGGGGGGGCAAGGACGAGCCAGUGUACGGGCUGGUGUGGACUCAGAGCCCCUGGUUCACCGACGGGCUCGCCAGCAACGUGGUGGAUGGCGCCAAGUUCGCUGGCUUUGACAACGCCUGCACGCCCUCUGCUGCUGUGGCUGCUGCGGGCGGCAUGGGCACGUACUGGAAUGCAGGCAACAGCUUCAAGAACGUCAAGUUCAGCAAGCAAGUGCGCACCAACCCCGUCUUCGUCACACCUCGGAAAUUUCCAGACCGGUUCGACCAGUCAAAGACAGAGGACCAAGGGGAGGCGGCCACACAGGCAGCUCUGAGGGACAGCGAUGGCAGCAUUGUCGGUGCUUUCCUUGCGGAUACUCGCACUGCUGCUGCUGCUGUCUCUGCUAUGCCGACUACUGCUGGCUCUGCCUCUGUUGGCAAGCGUGCCCGCACACGAAAAGCAGCAGCCCAGCCAGCUGUGCAUUCGCACCGCCGCCACCUUGCUGCUCCCACUGCUUCUGCUGCUGCUUCUGGUGCUGCGGUUGCUGGAUCCUCUGCCCUUAGAAGAGCCCGCGCAAGCUACAGCCGCAGUCAGAGGCGUAGCCAGCACCAUAACAAGCCCCUCUCGCCCCGGCACUCCCUCACUUCCCUUGGCAAGCAUGCAUCUGCCGUCCGCUCUCUUGCCCGUUACCCCUCCUCCUCUUCCACCUCGUCCCCUCUCGCCACAGCGUCACAGAUAGCCGCUGCUCCCCUCAAAGGCUUCCUGGUGGCCAACAACCCCAACCUCCUCCCUCCGCGCACCCCCUCCGGCUCCUUCGGCUCCUGCAAGCCGCUCCCCGGCGCCAACGCCUUUGCGUGCCCCGCGCCCGCCCACUGCUUCCGCACCGUCAACCUGCGGUACUACGAGCCUGCCACUGCUGCCAACGUGGGCAACGACCAUCAGGGCCACGGGGCCAUGAGCUUUAUCAAGGUGGUUCGCGUGAGGGACGGGAGGUGGCAGACAUUCGAUGGGAAUCUGGACCGGAUUGAGUUGGAGGAGGGGGGGAGGGCGGAACGGCUGUUUGGGUUCAAUGCGCUCGUAGGGGAGGUGUAUGAGGUGCGCAUUGUGGGGCCCAACGGGGAGGAGGACUGGCAGCCGGCGCGCGUGUGGAUUCACUUUGGGGAUGGGGCGGGUGGGGGACAAGGAGCGGGGUGUGGCGGUCCGGUGACAGUGAGAGUGAAGGCGCCUGCUGAUGACAGCUUCCAGUGGGCCCCCAAGAUCACAGAUAAUGCGGCAUGGCGCCCCUGCACAGGCACCGCUAAGCCGGACCCCGUGGUCUUCUCCUACGAGUGCGACACGGCAUCAGGGCAGCAGCAGGUGCUGCAGGCGUUGCUGUCUGGUGCCGUGGACAAGGAGAGCCCCGCCGUAAUCAAGCAGUCUCAAGACGCCCCCUCCUCCUGCUGCCGCCGUGGAGGCUAAGAAUGCUCACCCCCUGUCGCCAUCCUGCCAUCUGAUCUGAGCUCCUGCUAAGCCCUGGACCUCCCACAACAACAGCCUUGCAGUCAUGAUUGCCAUGCUUCAAUUCCCGUGCGCAUGUUUGUCUUGCUGUACAGUAUUGAUGUUGUCAAUAUGCAUGUACCUAAAUUCAAUAUUAAUUCUGUCUGGACUCUGGCUCUGGUACGUUUGAGCCAAUAUCA